AGAACCCACCUGAACCGCAACGAGAGGCAGACGAGAAGCCAGGAAGCGUUGCUGCCCGGCGAGGCGCGCGCGGGGUCCCGGUCGAUUAUCGCCCGGCACCUGUCAGCACGCGCUGCGUCCCGUGGACAUCGACCCCUUCGCUCCCCUUCGCCCCUUCCAGCUUCCUCGCUCGAAGCCCACGCGCACAUGGGCGGCUGCAUGUCGGUGAAAUCCAAUGCUUGUUUCUCGAAGGCGGCGGAUCUGGAAACCCGCGCCCCAAAUGGCCAGGCUCGCUCACGGCCCGUCGCGCAAUCACCACAGUCCCUUCUGCGUCGUUCGCAUAG
Heterobasidion irregulare TC 32-1 is the source of this 323-nucleotide messenger RNA. RefSeq lists its product as uncharacterized. The annotation marks the transcript as partial. The record is from RefSeq and is a predicted model, not a curated record. Lineage: Eukaryota; Fungi; Basidiomycota; Agaricomycetes; Russulales; Bondarzewiaceae. The transcript has a single exon.